AAAGUUCAACUCUUUUCUUCUUCUUCUUCUUUUUUUUUUUUUUUUCAUUGCAUAAAUAUCUGCCAAAGCCAACCUAAGUACUAUAAUAGCAAGUCUAUAGCAACCUAACUGAUUCUCUCUCAAUCCAUCUUCUUCUCUCUCUCUGUUCUCAACCAGCAACACACUAAAAGCUAAAUUAAGAUAAAAUUGAAGAAACGAAAUGCAGUAAAAUGGAUCAAUUGAAGUGGAAAGGAGUCAUGAUUUAGUUCUGUUUGAAGAAUAUUUAAGUCAAAUCAAGCCUUAAUAUACAGAUUUUGAAAAUUUUUGAGGUCUUUGUCCUUAGAUUCUUUUGAUUUUCUAUGCAAAGGGAAUACCAUGGAAGACAUGAGUAAGGUUAGCCAAAAUGGGGAAAGAGGCCUCAAACUUCACGAGUUAAAUGGGGUAGUAGAUCAGACCUCUAGUCCAUUGAGAAAAGAACUGGUUAACAGGUUAUCUUUUUCAAUGAAGUCUCAUGAAGAUGAUGAAAUUGACUUGGAAGGCGGCAAGUUGGAAAAGGACAGAGAUAAAACAACACGUAGUAGUAGAGUCAUUAAAAUACAAAACCAGGCCUUAUUGUCAGGCUUUGCAUAUUGCAUUUCUUCCUGCAGUAUGAUACUGGUGAACAAGUUUGUGCUUUCCAGCUAUGAUUUUAAUGCUGGGAUAUCUUUGAUGCUGUACCAGAACCUUAUCUCGGUGAUUAUUGUAUCAGUAUUGAGUUUUCUGGGCAUAAUAUCAACUGAGCCACUAACUUGGCGAUUGAUUAAGGUCUGGUUGCCUGUGAAUGUUAUAUUUGUUGGGAUGCUUGUAACAAGCAUGUUUAGCUUGAAAUAUAUUAAUGUUGCCAUGGUCACAGUCCUGAAGAAUGUUACUAAUGUGAUUACUGCCCUUGGUGAAAUGUAUCUAUUCAGUAAGCACCAUGACAGCAGAGUAUGGACUGCUCUGUUCUUAAUGAUUGUUUCAGCAAUUUCCGGAGGGAUUACUGAUCUGUCUUUUCAUGCUAUUGGCUAUACAUGGCAGUUUAUCAACUGUUUUUUAACUGCAUCUUAUUCUCUGACCCUACGCAGGGUCAUGGAUACAGCAAAGCAAGUCACCAGAUCAGGAAACUUGAAUGAGUUUUCAAUGGUUUUGCUAAACAACACCCUAUCACUGCCUUUGGGAAUUAUUCUGAUUUUUGUCUUCAAUGAGGUGGAAUAUCUCUCCAAAACGCCACUCUUGAGAUUACCUGUCUUCUGGUUGGUAAUGACGUUAAGUGGGUUUUUGGGUCUGGCAAUCAGCUUCACUUCCAUGUGGUUUCUCCAUCAAACAGGGGCUACCACUUACAGCCUUGUAGGAUCGUUGAAUAAGAUUCCACUGUCGAUUGCUGGCAUUGUUCUGUUCCAUGUACCUACCAGUUUAGAAAACUCUGCCAGCAUUUUCUUUGGUUUGCUGGCAGGGGUAUUUUUUGCUAGAGCCAAAAUGAAGGAAAGAUCUUAGUAUUGACUAGCUUGACUCUAUUAAUGACCAUACGAUAUGCUUGGAUGAACUGUCUGAUCACUUGUAUACUUAAUAUCAAUGGGGAAAUCGGUCAGGCCGUUCCGGUUGACACGUAAAAACAUCUGGAGAUUCUUUCUGUCACUCUGGUAUCCAUUAUGAAUUGAAAUCCAAUGGUGCAAGGGAGACCAUGGAGAUUCUGCCCCGAUGUAUUAGAUAAUCCAGUUUUUUGGUAUUUAAGAUGCUGUCACAUUUUUGUAAUCUGAUAUUUCAUCAGGCAGCUCAUCAUUUUUCCCCUUCUUGUAUCAGGUGCUUUAGUCUUAAAGACUCUGGUUUUAGGGCUGAUAUGUGUGAUUGGGCUAUGGCCAUGUUUUGUAAACUAUUAAUUAAUCAAUUCUGAUAUAUGUAUUUUAUUGGGUGUUUCACUUUCAAUUCUGAUAUAUGUAUCAUUUUUUUUUCUA
Molecule: messenger RNA, 1949 nt
Organism: Jatropha curcas
Lineage: Eukaryota; Viridiplantae; Streptophyta; Magnoliopsida; Malpighiales; Euphorbiaceae
Gene: GONST1
Product: golgi nucleotide sugar transporter 1
Source: RefSeq, a predicted model, not a curated record